GUUCCCGAACGCUGUCUGACUGUGGGUGUCAGUACUGUGAUGGAUGCUCGCGAAGUGUUGAUUUUAGUCUCCGGUACUUCAAAAGCUCUGGCUCUGAGUAAAGCGAUCGAGGAAGGAGUCAGUCAUAUGUGGACUGUAUCUGCUCUGCAGCAUCAUAAACGCGCAAUUUUCGUUGUGGAUGAAGACGCAACUCUGGAGUUGAAGGUGAAAACAGUCCGAUACUUCAAAGGAUUGGAUAGUAUUCAUCGGAAACUGAAUGAAUAA
This is a messenger RNA of Echinostoma caproni, 264 nucleotides long. The record is from the annotation of a GenBank genome assembly. Lineage: Eukaryota; Metazoa; Platyhelminthes; Trematoda; Plagiorchiida; Echinostomatidae.